This is a messenger RNA of Ambispora leptoticha, 432 nucleotides long. The record is from the annotation of a GenBank genome assembly. Lineage: Eukaryota; Fungi; Glomeromycota; Glomeromycetes; Archaeosporales; Ambisporaceae.
AUGCAGAUCUUUGUAAAAACUCUAACUGGAAAGACAAUCACCCUUGAGGUGGAAUCUUCCGAUACAAUUGAUAAUGUAAAGACUAAGAUUCAAGAUAAAGAAGGGAUUCCUCCGGAUCAGCAAAGAUUAAUUUUUGCCGGAAAACAAGAGUCAACCUUGCAUUUGGUGCUUCGUUUACGUGGUGGUGGCAAAAAACGCAAGAAGAAGACAUACACCACUCCGAAAAAGAUUAAGCAUAAGAGAAAGAAGGUUAAAUUGUCUGUAUUGAAAUAUUAUAAGGUCGACGAGAACGGUAAAAUGACUCGACUUCGAAAAGAAUGCCCAAAUACCUCAUGUGGAGCUGGAAUCUUUAUGGCACAACAUUAUGAUCGUCAAUAUUGUGGAAAGUGCGGCCUUACCUAUGUAUUUAAAACAUCCGAACAAGAAUCUUGA